AUGCAUAUGACAAAUUUGUAUAGUGUGCUGGUUGUGUGCCUUUUUGGCAUAGUGUCCUCCUCCUGGUUUAAGGAGUCUGCGGCCAGCGCUUCGGUUGCUUCCCCUUCAGUGAACAAUAAGGGCAUAAAUUAUGAAGAUGACUACUACAAUGUUGCGCAAAAGGAUAUAAUAUCAUCCUACUCCUCCUCAGCAGCAGGAGGACCAAUUAGAAAAAGGAGAUACAUCUUGGAUGUACGAUCCUUUGGAAAAACGUGCCUCUUGGAGUACGAAAACAUUUGUGAAACUGCAGACUAUUCUAUCCUUGUGAAGAAUGGAAUAAGCGGUCAUGUUAUAAAGGCAACCUUGAUUCAAAAAGAAUCAAGUGAUAUUGUCUCUGUACACAAUUUGAUGGACACCUUUUCUAAGGAUGGAAGUGUCCAAUUUAUUUUUAAAGGCAUUCCAUCCCUACACUACAGUGUUGUGUUGGAAAUGUCGGAUUUGAUAAACAAUGCAGACUACGAUAUCGGGAACAAUUGCCAUUGUCUCGGAUGUAGUGACAAUACUAGAGUAAUUGACUUGAGCGAAAUGGAAAAUAGGAUCACACACGUAGUAAGAAGUGACAAAAAAAAUAAAAUCACAUUUCCACAAAAGACAUUUGUCCAUGGAAAUUUUUUAUUUAGCAAAUUUUUAUAUUUUCAUUCUGAACUAAAUGCAAAGACAAUUGAACAUUAUACACAACUAUAUUCUUUCUAUAACGAAUUAGUGUAUCCCUGUUCAGGUACUAUUAUGACACACUCGGUGAAUUAUAACAUACACUAUGACUUGUCUAGUGUGCAUUGUUACCAUGUGCAUAUGGUUGAUAAGUUUAUAAAAAGGAUUGAGUCCACAAUUGGGGAUGAAAGGAAAAGCGGGAGCUCCACGUUGAAUUUCACGAGCAAUAGUAAUAGCCACCCCAUACUUAUCAAAUUGGAGGAUAAACUUUCAAGUGUCAAGUUGGUAAACAUUGGCAAACCGAACUACACAAUUCAACUUCCAUUGAAAUAUAAUGAUGGUGCGUACUACUCUCCCAGAGGAAGCGUCGUCGGACGGCUGGUCACAAUUUACACGCGUAAUGUCUUUUUCCAGAAAAAGUACAUCUAUAAGAAUAACGUGAACAAUAGAAUGGAGUACGUGCACAUGUUUAGAAUUCUUUUUAAUUUAUUCAAGGAGUUGUAUGACGUUUCGUAUGAAGAUAUGUUGUUCUACACCACCGGAUUGUCUAUGAAAAAGGAGGGGAACAAUUCUUCCCACGUGGAUCAGGACUAUAACAUAUAUGCCGAGGAGUUGUCGGUGUUGUUAAAUUCGUUGGCGUUCGAAUUCAGCGCAGAGGCAGUAGGUCUCAAGAGAGAAGUGAUUGUGAAGGAGGAAUCCAAGUUUGUGUCAGAAUACGGAUCGAACCACUUCGCACAAGUGAAGGAGAAUCAACUUGUACUUAGAUCUUCCACUGAAAUAUGUUUAGUCGUUCUAGAAUCUAUCGCUCGUGAGUUGAGUAGGUUUAUAAACUUACGACUGAAGCAGGAGUAUAGACACACGUGUAACACGAUGAGACAGGGACACAGCUAUGCUAACAUGUCCCCCAUGUAUCAUACGUAUGAGUUAGAUUGUAACCUUUCUGUUUUGUACUUGGAAUAUAACCUGGCUGAAGAUGUUAUGGUAAGGCGCCUCAUAACGAACAAGACUUUAUUUGAGGAGGUCAAGUUGGAGCUCUUCUACAACAACAUAUUCGGGUACACGGUCUAUUUGCAUAUGCAGGUGGAUGACAAAUUUGUGCGCAGUUUGAAGAAGCGCAUGCCGAAGUAUGUAAACGGAAGCACCGUGGUGACGAUGACGGUGAUAGGGAGAAGGACCGACGCAAAGGACACCUCGGACGUGAUGGUAAUUCUGAAGGAAAUUUCCUUCCCCAUGCAGUGCAGGGAGAGCUGCACCAGUAAGCAUCCAAUAGUGGUGGAAGAAAACUUGGACUACAUAACUGUUGGGGACAUAUGUGUGCAAAAUGAGGGAUUGCCCAAAGUUUGCUUCCCCGCGUACAGCUUCGGGUAUGUGUUUGAUACGAGGUUGCUCCGAGUACACAUGAUCAGCAUCAAUCCGUAUCCCGAAAUUUUGCUGACCCCUUCAGUGCAAAGCUCCAUUGUUGAGGGCUAUUUUUGCAUAUUGACACCCACUCUUGGGGAGAUGGUUCCGAGCGUGUCUGUUCCCUGGGUGUACCAGGACACGGUGUGCAAGGAGUACAUCAACAGGUGCAGCCUCAUAACGACCAAGUUUGUGCUGAACGAUGCGGGGUCUGUGCCUGGGAGUGCAGUUGCAGCUUUGAGGAAGAACCAAUUUGGAGUGCAUCUGUCAACUCACUUUGAUGAGAAGCACGAAGAGAUGAUGCAGGUGGUGUAUCGAUUGAGCGGAAGUGGCACAGAAAGCGGCGGUGAGCAGAGCUUCAUUUUGACUCACUACAACGACAGCUUCUACAUAAACGGGCAAUCGAACAAAAUGCAAUGGAGCCGCGCGAAGGAGUCCUUCUCCGGGGGAGGCUCCGCUGGGGGAAAAGCUUUACCUGACGAUGAAGAUGAUGACGAUGAGGAUGCGUAUUACAAGGGGGUGUCUCAGGUCGACACCAAAACGCACAGGGUUCAUGUGGUGGACAACAAGAGAGUAGUGCUAACCCACAUGCAGACUCCCAAACAGGACGACGCCACGCUGUACCACCCAUUUGGAGAAAUCAGCAUUAACUACGAGAAGAUCAGGCCUAACAUGUACAUGAAAUUUUUGAAUAAUUACAUGUACUUUUACGAGGGCGAAGAGAAAUACAACGUAGAGGAGACGUCGCCCCACUUUGUGAACGUGUCUCCAUACCAAUACGAAUGUUUAGGAGCGUAUGCCUACCUGAUGAAUAAAUUUAACAUCCUCGUGAAUGAUUCGCUAAAUUGUGACGCGAUACAGAUGAUAAUUGAAGUGCUAUUGAAAGCCAACUUGGGAAAAUACUUCAUCCACCAUAAGAACAAGAAGAUACACUUGAACUUUUUCAAAAAGGACGAGGAUUCUCAUGACGUGUUCGACUUAGUACACAUGGAAAUAUACGAAUCGCACGCACCUUUGAAGCCGAUAAAGACGUACAAACUGAAUGUCAGCAUAGAUGAAAAUAACUUAAACUUGUUGCACCAGCACAGGAAUGUCGAGUACCCCAACAAGUACUUCUCCAAUGUUUAUAUACUUUUGUUUAAGGCGGCCUACUUAUCGAACGGGUACGACUUCUACUCGUUCUUUUAUGACCUGACUGGAAUUCGCCUCAUAGACAGUUAUGUGGUGGAGCACAUGGACAAGAUGAUCCCGGCGGAGAAAGAAGCUGUCAAGACCAUACAGUCUGUAUUGAAAGAGCAAUUCGAAGUAUCUCUGGAGAGGCACACCACGCGGUACGACUCUCUCAUAAAUGAAAUAUCCCUCCUCGGAGCGUACGUCACGGAGUUAACGUCGUCUUAUAGGAAGGUCGCCCAGGCAGGCAGCGAAUUGGUGGAAGGACAAAAGCAAUCCGGUGCGGUGUCCGAUGCACCCCUGGCAGGAAUCAAGUACUUUGUCUACGUAGAUGAGUUCAAAUACAGCAGCGAGAAGAAGCUCAAGCCGAAUGAGAUGGCGCACCACCUGGCUGAGCAUGGCGUCCUCAUGAUCAAUAAGAAGUCCCUGUGUUGUUCCAACUUUGUGGAUGAAGUGGAAAAUUCUUUGUACUACCACAUUCUGUACAGAUACAUUUUGUCUGGCCAAAAUUUUGCGCCUGGUGUGGAGGACGAGACGAUCCUACGGAUGCUGGAGGUUACUUCCUCCACCCCAGCAGGAGUAGCUGCGAUGGGACACACUAUAGUGCAGAAACUUCUUGGCCGAGAGGUGAACAACUCGGUUGUGAACGAAAGCUGGAGCGAAAGCGAGGUGGAGUUCAUGGCCAACUGGAUAAUGGGCGAAUCGGGAUACAUAUCACGCAAGGACGCAGCGGUGCAGUCAGCCAUCCACGUGGACUUGUUAGAUUGCAUAAACAUGGACCUGCAGAAUCAUGACGAGAACGUCAUCGAGGAAUUCACGUCCGAGUUUGACAAGCACGGAGCAUUGGUGUCGAUCAAGAUGGAGAAGUGGGCACAGAUUGCUUCAUCCGACCAGUACGCGGUCUACUUCCUUUUCAGAAACCUGGCCGUGCCCUUCGUGGGAGAGACGCACAGGACGGAGACGUUGGAGAUGCGGAGAGUGCUUCUGCUCAAGGGUGGCAACCCCCAAACAGUUACGGACGAAUCAGUUAUUUUCAAAGUUUACAUCGACAACGUAAACAGCAAUUCCAUUUUUAUGCUGGAGAAGGUCAUCUUCGUUUCGAAGGAGGGCAAUCAGGUGGUUAGGGAGAUCAACGUAGAGUACCAGACCUUUUUCGUGCAUCCGUACAGCAUGAUCUUAAACACAGCAAUUAAGAGCACACACUUAGGAGUGACCGAAGUGUAUUACGACAAGACGUUGGAGUGCCAUCAUUACUAUAACGGGUUGCAGGUGUGCAACAAUCCCAAGUUCGACUAUGAGGGGUUUUCUCCAUACUACGUGUCUUACUUGGAAAAUAACCAGCGAAAGGACAUUCUGUUCAAGAGCAAGGAGGAAGUAGCGAACAUGAUCAACAACGGGUACUUGACUGUGUCGAAGAGGUUCCAACUUCCCAUGGGAGGAGACGUCAUGACAGCAGAUAUUUACCGAACCGUACGGAUCAUCGUGGAGGAAGUGGCCUACUCAGUGGGCAUACACAAUUUAGGAGAGAAGUCUUGCGGGACUCUCUAUUUGAACAGGGGACAACUGCACAUCCCAAACGAUGGGAAGUCACUCAUUUCUAACAUAUUCUACGACACGAACUAUUGUAUUGAUAGAGGAGCCGUCUUGAAGGAAAUACUACAAGUUUGCAAUUUUGAGAAGAAGGACUUGGUGAAGCUUUUCGACCAUCUGGACAGCAACGUGUUGCCGUACAGGUUGGAUGAGAAGUUUGCCGGUUCGCUAACGAGGGAGGAGGUCCUCAGUCUGAUCUACUACUUUUUGUCUGUGCCACCCCAGGUGAAUGAACUAAUUAGGAAGAAUUCCAUCUAUUUGGAGAUCGACGAGAUGAGCAUCACGAGGAAGAAGGAUUCUCCUAAGCCAAGCGGUGGAGAGGAAGGCACAUCCGCACCCACACCAGUAGUAGUGCUAGUACCUUCCGUGUCUUAUAUGGACUCACUCCUCAUAAGCAAGAGCAUGCUAUCCCCCAAGGGAAUGAACGAGGAGUCGAUUGUACAGUUCAACGUGGCGCUAUACAUGGAGCUUCUGAAGAACAUCCGUCACUUGCGUGAGAAGAAUGGACAAAAGGUGGACCCAACAGAGGUGCAGGUACACGUUGGGGAAGGAAGUGACCCUAAUGACAAGAAUAGGGUGAUCCUCGAAGUGAAGAACUACCUGCAGAACAGCCACACGUGCAGCGCAAACGGCAGAAGCGACGGUGGGGCAGCCUUCUCAUUGACGCCACCACACUUUUCGAACGCCGGACCGCUGUUCAAACCAGACGACGUCCUGACCUACAACGUCCCCAGCUUCACUUACACGGAUCGAGCCAUCUACGUGAAGGAGCAGCCAGACAUUCACAGCUCAUUCAACAACUUGUUUCUCUAUGAGGGAGAGAGUGUCACAGAUGGAAAGUUCCUGAGCGCAAUAGUGGUUCUUUCCCCCCACAGGUUUUUAUCCUUCGAGAAUGUUACCUAUGUAGGGUUGAUAGCCAACACAUUUGACGACAUGAAUCAGUUCGUCUUGAAGUGUUACCCUCACACGAAGUAUGACACGUCGAAGUUUUUCAGCAGGUACAAUUUAGAACCCAACACAGUGUACUUGGUGUGUAGAAAUAUGCCAGUCAAAUUUUUGAAAAAUGGACUAUACGAGUUUAAUAAGUACGUGGUAGAGUACGACACGCAUUCAGAUGGCACGGUCGGGAGGCACAUCUAUGAGAGCCUGCCGAUAAGGCCAGUCUACGAAGUGGUUAAUGACCCCAAGGUGGUGGUUCCCAGGGUGGAAGACAUAACCAUUAAGGUGAAUCUGAUCCCAAGCAGCGAUACAUCUGCCACCAACGCAGCGAUAGUGGAAUACCAAAUAGAGGUGAUUGGAUUGGUUCACCUGCACAAUGACCCGUAUGUUGUGGUGAAGCCGAUCUUUACUCACAGCUCCUACUUGUACAAUACGAUUAUCUACACGAUGGACGAUUUUAUGGCUUAUAAGUACCCGAGAAAGCUGAAGUAUUGGGAGUUUCUGAGGAUACCCUUUAGCAGGGGUCUAUUCAAGGAGAAUACGCUUACCCUUAAAACGGUGCAAUGUAAUAGGGAAAAAGGGCAAGGGGAAAUAUCGAAAGCGCACUGCGUGUACUCCCUCGUGAUGGUGAAGUCGUGCACGUUGGUGAAGGUCGUCAUAAAGGACCUCUACGGGAACGAGUACGAGGUGAAGUUGGACGGGGAGGAGCAGCCCCAAGGUGGAGUGACACCAGUAGAAACCAGUCCGGAGGAGGAAACAAAACCGAAUAAGGAGGAAACCAAACCAACUGAAGAAGUAACCAAACCAACUGAAGAAGUAACCAAACCAACUGAAGAAGUAACCAAACCAACUGAAGAAGUAACCAAACCAACUGAAGAAGAAACGAAGCCGGUGCCUGCCCCCGCGCAGAGCAGCAGAAAGGUGUGCACUUCGUUCUUAUUGAGCAUACAGAGCAAAAGCAGCGACGUCGAUCGUGCUGAUGAUGGCACCUCCUUGGAGGAGUUCUUCUUCCUGGUGCACUCAUCAUGCAUCGUGAAGGAGGGCGUCAUAUCGCUCAGCGUAGCAGAAGACAGGGAGACCUACUCCACGGACGUGGAAAAGAAGCACCUCAUGAAUAGGGACAUGUUCAACGAUAUCUACAAAAUGAUAUGCGAGCAGAUCAGGCUGAACAAGGGAGACUACGUGGUGAAGAUUUCCAAGAGAGCGCAAAAUGGGGAGAUUCCCAAUAAAGAAAUGUCUGUGCAGAGGGUGCACGAAGACGGAUCGGUUUACGAAAAGAGCGCUUUGGUCAACUUUUGGAAGAACGGGUUCAACGUGGAUUUGUUCGGGAAGAAGGGGAAAAAGGUGGUAGUACCUGCUGAGGAGGUCGAGAAGGUAGACGGAUCGGUUUACGACAAGAGCGCUUUGGUCAACUUUUGGAAGAAUGGGUUCAACGUGGAUUUGUUCGGCAAGAAGGGGAAAAAGGUGGUAGUACCUGCUGAGGAGGUUGAGAAGGUAGAAGCCCCCAAGGAGAAACAACUUCCCCAGGAGAAACCUGUCCAGGUGAAGUACGACAGAAUAAUCGACCACGUCAUAAGCAUCACAAGGACAGACGCACCGAAGGGUGAUAAGGAAAAAGCGUACGAAGAUAAGUAUACGCUACUUACGGGAACGCUAAACUCUAGUGUAACAUCCGUGGUAGUGAAGGAUGGAAAGGUCAGCGCAACAUGUCUAGAAGGAGACUGCAUUUUGGAGAGUACUUUCAUUGAAGAUAUGAUAAACGCGAAGAGUCUGAAAGACGGCACAUACGAACUGGACAUAAAGAAGAGGAUACAUUUGACAAGGAGCGAUGACAGCGAUAGGAGGGAUGCGUCAUCACCAUCCGCAUCGUCAUCAUUAUCUUCAUCGUCGUCUUCCCUCAGAGGGGGAAGCACACACAACGGAGGUAGCCUCCUGUGCAUCGUGGAGAAUUCGUUUAACACGCUAAGUGGGGGCAUGAAAUUUAGGAAGAUCGUUCACAUACAAGGUGAGGAACUGAGCGCAAAGGAAGGGACAUACGACGUGUUCAUCACCAAGGGGAAGUACCUAGUACAGAAGGGUAACAACAGUGCAAGUGAGAAAGAUUCUGCAGUGAUCGAGAAGUGCAUUAACAAAGCGUGGAAGGUAAAGGAGAAGACCGACUACAAGUUUGGAGUGCAACUAACCACCAGUGUUGCUGCUAAAGUAGACGGUGCGCGGCCCGCUUUGCUGAGGGAGGAGGAGAAGGAAUACUACCUUGUGGUGAACAAAUUGGGACAGAACGGCAUGCCGCUAUAUGCCAGAAAUAGAGUUGCCCAUUUCAUUGGAAAGAAGGGCUUAGCCGAUGGAAAGUACAUUGUGCAGGUGGAUGGCGACAAGUACGUUGCGGAGGCCCUGAGCGUGACCAGUGACAGUGCAGGAACGACUGUAGGAACGAAACCUGUGGAAGAAGCGGUCGAUCGGGAUGAGCAUUUCUUUCAAGACCUCUUUAAGAUGCUACACAAGAAGCCAAGCAACGGGUCCUACUAUGUAGAAUUUUCCAACAGCGAAAUUAUCGACGUGAAGGAGGGGAUCGUUUUGACAGAUCAGAUAGUCUUGACUGAAGAGGCGUCUAGUUCUACCUACUACGUGAAAGAUGGAGAAGACGAAGAGGUGAACAGCCAGGACAACAUCGUUAUAGCUUACUUAGUGGAAGUAGUAAGUGACGCCGAAGACGAUGAAGGCGUUGCUGAGUAUGAGGAGGUUUAUAUCCUCCACGGGUACACCUUAAAAGGAGGACAGUUCCUUAUAGAAUACAAUAAUGGCGUGUGUACAAUGAAAAGUAUACUUAAAGGAAAUGAAGGCGCAAGUUCGAGCGACAUGGAAAAGGUGCUAAACAUAUCAGGAAGGAAGAUGAACGAUGGAAGUUACUUUGUGCACGUGAGUGAGCUGUUCAUGGAUGAGGAGGGCGAAUACUUUGACAACCCGUACGCCCCCCAAUGGAAGAAAAAACAAGCGCAUAGUGCAACACCGCAACAACAGGGUGGAUCCAGCGCGCAAGAGGUAACAGUGGAAGCGGCCGCCCCAGUCGAUGACGCGUUUUGGAAGCACGUUAUGGAAAAUAUGGCCGUGAGGGAGUUCCACAAAGGGAGCACCAAACAUGGGAUCACCACAGAUCAGCAACGUGGAUCACAGGAAGAGGAGGAACGCCCCUUUCACGCAUACGUUCAUCUGGAUAAUGACGGACAAGGCAACAGUUGCCCAUUUAGGAAAGUUCUACAGGGAUGGGGCACUGGGUUGGAGAAGGGAAAAUACCACGUACGUGUUCUGAACGGGUCCUACUUUGCAACGACUAUUUACGGUUCCAGUGUAAAUAAUGAAUACCUGAAGAUGCUCAUACAGAAUGCGUGGGCUUAUCCAGACAGAAGGAUGACUAGUUUCCAUGUGGAUAUUCACCCGGGAGGGUAUCUUAAUGCAGAAGGGAAGAUGGAAAACACGCUGGAGGAAGGGGAGGCCUAUUAUAGCGUCACCAUUAGGCAGUUGAAUGGUGAGCAGCAUAACGGCGCAGAUGCCACAGGACAAGGGAAGAUAAAAGAGGAGCUCAUCAAAAUGGCCGGCAAAGAUGUACCUACAGGAGAGUACUACAUAGAGGUGACAGAUGAGAACGGAAUGGCUACCGGAAUGGAUGUGAAUGGCAAAAAAAUGGACGCUCCAUUUCUGAAAAAUGUUGUGUUAUUGCUGUAUGAUAUUGUGAAGAGGGGCAAGUACCACGUGGUGAUUACAAAGGAUGUGCCUGUUAUGAAGACUGAGCAGCAAUCCACAACGGCCGGAUCGAAGAAGCUGCUAAGUAAGACCCUCGUGCUGACGAAGCUGGACCUAGUGGACGGGCAGGAGAUCGUGCAAAAAGUGGGAACGAUAACCACAGGGAUUAUGGUGCACCCGGAUAGGAACAUCCCAGACGGAAGUUACGGAAUGCAUGUCUACACAAAUGGGACGAUCCAAAUUAGGGGCAUAUACGUGGGUAGCUUAUUUGGCCCAUCGGAAGAGGCAGAAAUGAAGAAGGUAUUGCCAUCCCCCCCACCAACCGGAUUGGCUAGCGGGCUCUACUUGGUCCAGGUGAAGAGCAGUGUAAAGCAAGAGGUAGAACCAAGAAGCAACCUCAGGGAAGAUAGAGACACAUCAUCAAGGAGUGGUUCUUCUUCGUCUGAUUUCCCCUCAUGUAUGAACCGCCCCGCGGGGAAGAAGACCUCCAUGAUGAUAAAGAACGGGGAUAACAGUGUGGUGUACUAUGACAACCAGCCACACGCCAACGGUCGAAUAGCUCUUCCAUCCGUCAAAGGCGGUAGAACCAUGACUCAGUAUCAGAGAGGAAACUGCCAGGAUAAUAUAAGGAUAACCCACUGCACGUCUUCCAACCCGAGCAACUGCAUGAACGUGUUCAAGGCCCGCAGGGUCGGGGAAUGA
Messenger RNA from Plasmodium coatneyi, 10227 nucleotides. RefSeq lists its product as uncharacterized. NCBI's taxonomy places the organism in Eukaryota, Apicomplexa, Aconoidasida, Haemosporida, Plasmodiidae. The record is from RefSeq and is a predicted model, not a curated record. The transcript has a single exon. Bases 1 to 10227 code for a protein of 3408 amino acids.